Molecule: messenger RNA, 1542 nt
Organism: Pediculus humanus corporis (human body louse)
Lineage: Eukaryota; Metazoa; Arthropoda; Insecta; Psocodea; Pediculidae
Product: proton-coupled amino acid transporter, putative
Exons: 9
Coding region: 1-1542 (513 amino acids)
Biological process (GO): amino acid transmembrane transport
Cellular component (GO): vacuolar membrane
Molecular function (GO): amino acid transmembrane transporter activity
Source: RefSeq, a predicted model, not a curated record
AUGGCGGAAAAAGUUGAAAGUGUUUCGGAAAAUCCCGCGGAAAAAGUGGAAAAUGAAACAGAAGAAGAGGAUCCCAGCGUUCAUACUUUGGCUCCAAUAACAAUAUUAGCCAAUUACGAAAAGCCUAAAAAUGGCGGAACAAAAACGGAAAUGGAUGAUUUCGUACGAGCAAAGUUUAAAAGUCAACAACACGGAGAAUUUUCAUCCGUUAUAACGAACGGAUCUACGACUCCAUUGGUUAGAGAAAAUGUCGUCGAUGAAGAAUCCGGUUAUAAUCCGUUCGUUCACAGGAAGUUGGAUCAUCCAAUGUCAAACAUUGACACGCUCAUACACCUUUUAAAAGGUUCUUUAGGCUCUGGUAUAUUAGCCAUGCCUUUAGCUUUUGCAAAUGCCGGACUUUUCUUUGGAGUUUUUGCCACGAUAUUAGUCGGAGCCAUUUGUACCUAUUGCGUACACAUGUUGGUCACGUGUGCUCACACGUUGUACAGACGUAUGAAAGUACCGACAUUGGAUUAUUCGGGAGUUGCCGAAGCAUCCUUUCUCCUGGGUCCUCAACCCGUGCGGAAGUAUCGACGGUUAGCAAAAGCUUGCAUAGAUACAUUUCUCUUCAUAGAUUUGUACGGAUGUUGUUGCGUUUAUGUCGUUUUCGUUGCAAGGAAUCUUAAACAGGUUGUGGAUCAUCAUUUGGAAAUCGAUUACGAUGUACGUUUAUACAUGGCCAUGCUUCUUAUACCAUUGAUACUAACGAAUUUGAUACACAAUCUCAAAUGGUUGGCACCAUUUUCAAUGAUAGCCAACAUAUUAAUGGCGGUCGGAAUCGGUAUCAGUUUCUACUACGUAUUUAACGAUUUACCACACGUCACGGAAAGAAAAUAUUUUUCGAGUUUUCAACAAUUGCCAUUGUUUUUUGGUACCGCCAUAUUUGCUCUUGAAGGAAUCGGUGUGGUAAUGCCACUGGAAAACAACAUGAAAACACCGCAAAAAUUCAUAGGAUGUCCAGGAGUAUUAAAUAUUGGUAUGACUGUCGUCGUUAUAUUAUAUACGGCCGUUGGAUUUUUCGGUUAUUUAAAAUUUGGAGAAGAUACUCAAGCUUCAAUAACGUUAAACUUGCCCAAAGAUGAAUUGUUGGCACAAUCCGUUAAAGUAAUGAUAGCAGUCACCAUUUUCUUAACGUACAGUUUACAAUUUUACGUUCCCAUGGGAAUAAUUUGGAAAGGUUGUAAACAUUGGUUUCCAAAAAAUGAAGUUCCAGCCGAAUAUUGCAUCAGAAUAUUUUUAGUUAUUUUAUCGGUUGGCAUUGCUGCAGCCGUACCAAAUCUCGGACCUUUUAUAUCUCUCGUCGGUGCCAUGUGCCUUUCAACACUAGGAUUGAUAUUUCCAGCGGUUAUUGAAUUGGUUACGUUUUGGGAAAAACCCGGAAUGGGAAAAUUCUACUGGAGAAUAUGGAAAAAUAUUUUUCUCAUGCUUUUUGGAAUUUUGGGUUUUGCAACUGGUACAAUAUCAAGUUUACAAGAAAUUAUGGAAACAUUUAACAGCGAAUGA